AUGGCAAGAUCGGUGGCUCAGAUCCAACCACGCGGCCGCCUCCGCCUACGCCGUCGCCUCCGAAGCCCCCAUUGGCGAUUCGUCCUCUGCCCCUCUCUCUCUUUCACAGAGAAACGGCUCCGCUUGGCUCUCUAUGACGAACCGCGCCUCUGCCGUCGCCUCCCAAAGCCCCUUUGGCGAGCCCUCGGUGGAGGAGCUGGCGCUGGUGGUGAUGGUGGGGUCAAGGUGUGCGCGUUCGACAAUCGUAGUACCGGUCGGAGUUCUGUGCCCGUCGACAUGUCGGAGUACACGACAAAGAUUAUGGCGAAAGAUGUGAUUGCUGUACUCAAUCACCUGGGAUGGGAAAGAGCUCAUGUCAUUGGCCAUUCAAUAGGAGCUAUGAUCGCUUGCAAGUUGGCUGCCAUGGUGCCCAACAAAGUUUUAUCUUUAGGAUUGCUCAACGUGACUAGUGGAGGCUAUGAAUGUUUCCCAAAGCUAGACCGGCGAACCAUCUCAAUUGCAAUCCGCUUUUUUAGGGCUAAAACUCCGGAACAAAGGGCUGCUGUUGAUUUGGAUACCCACUGCUCAAAGGAAUAUCUUGAGGAAUAUGAUGGAUCUAGCACCCGGAGGGGCAGUACUCCACCAAGCAUGACGUUGUUGCUCAAAUAUGCCAUGCAAGGAGUCUGGCAAAGAAAUUAAAGCAUGUUGCUAGAAUGAUGAAGCUUGAUGGAGGGCACCUAGUGAGUCAUGAGAGGACUAAAGAGGUUAAGGACUCUGGCUGUGGCAUACAGCCACAAGAUAUUUCUCAAAUAUUUACCAGAUUUAUUCAUCCUCGAAGUGGAUCUAAUCGAGGUAGUGGCGGUGUAGGACUUGGACUUGCCAUUUGCAAAAGAUUUAUAAAUCUCAUGGGAGGUCACAUAUCCAUCGAGAGUGAAGGCCAUGACAAGGACACCGACAUCACUUUUGUCGUCAAACUACAGAAAUGCAGCAAUGCAAAUGACUCGGCAGCACACAAGAUUACACCUAGAGCUCAGUCUAGUCAUGGUUUGUGCCGAUUUUGCUCGGCACAAACCUCACAGAGAUACUGACAGAACGGUCCCCUCCAAUUCCUAGUAUCAAAGAAGUUUUUGAAGUCUCGAAUGCAAGUUGGCGUAUCCCAACGAGGUCUUCCCAAGAUACCUUUCAGAUGAAAAAUGGGUACUAACUGCGUAAUCCCUCUUCAUCUUGGAGGCCUGCACAUCUGAUACUUGAGUGAUACUUCAAAGCAUCAACUUUAUGUCUUGAUUAGAAAGGUCUCGAGGUUGUGAGUAAGAAGUCAUGCAGGGAGGCCCUUCUAUUUUUUUGUAAGUAAAAGAGUUUUUGUAUGAUCCAGUAAUUGUCAUAUACUACCGUAGGCGGAUUGGGAUGAAUACGCUAGAAUGCGAGGGACCCGACUCAAGUGUCCAAGCAGUCUUGUGAGUAUAACUUUUGACUGUUCCAGUAGAAUAACUGUUGUUCCC
Messenger RNA from Syzygium oleosum, 1478 nucleotides. RefSeq lists its product as uncharacterized. Bases 1 to 678 code for a protein of 225 amino acids. The transcript has 9 exons. The record is from RefSeq and is a predicted model, not a curated record. NCBI's taxonomy places the organism in Eukaryota, Viridiplantae, Streptophyta, Magnoliopsida, Myrtales, Myrtaceae.